Messenger RNA from Pomacea canaliculata, 977 nucleotides. RefSeq lists its product as uncharacterized. The coding region runs from base 24 to 689 and encodes 221 amino acids. NCBI's taxonomy places the organism in Eukaryota, Metazoa, Mollusca, Gastropoda, Architaenioglossa, Ampullariidae. The record is from RefSeq and is a predicted model, not a curated record. The transcript has 6 exons.
UCACUGGCCAGGAAACCCAGUUAAUGAGCAGGAAAACGGCGAACAGAAUGUUGGAGGAAAAGAUGGCUGAGCUGAAGAAGAAAAUUAUCGGUGAACUGGAGAAUGUGGAGCAUGUAUGCAUCACUGCAGAUUGCUGGACUGCUCAUCGAAGGUCAUUCUUGGGAGUUACCUGCCAUUUUUUGGAAGGCUAUGAAAGAAAAUCCUUUGCAUUGGCCUGCAAAAGAGUGAAAGGUUCGCACACCCAUGAUGUCCUAGCCACGCAGCUCAACUCCAUCCUGAGAGAGUACAAGAUCCAGAACAAAGUUGUUCGCAUUGUGACGGACAACGCAUCAAACUUCGUGAAAGCUUUCAGGGUGUUUGGUCAGGAUCAGUCACCAGAAGACUCAGACAGUGAUGAGGAAGAGGAGAACAUCACUUCUGUGGAGUUCCUGCCAGGGGAAUCAACAUCUGUUGUACUGCCCCCUCACCAGCGUUGUGCGGCCCACACGCUUAACCUGGUCGCAAGCAAGGACAGUGAGGCUGCCCUUCAGGACGGUGCAUUCCGAACUGCCAGCAGAUCCCUGUUUGCAAAAGCUCAAGCUGUCUGGAAUAAGCAGUCCAGAGUUGUGUCUGCUGCAGAGAGCAUUCAAGAGGCUACGGGACGGCAGAUGAUCAUUCCAAACCAAAACCCGCUGGAAUUCUACGUAUGAUGCCGUCCAAUGCCUUCAAGACCUCACGGCUGAGCAGCUGACCAAGUUAGCAGAUGCCCUUGGCCUCCCAAGGUUUACCCCCAGAGACCAGCUCUUCAUGAAAGAGUUUGUUAUGGUGAUGGGGCCUCUUGCCAGAUGCCUCAACUACUUGCAGGGCGAGAAGUGCGUGGGCUUGGGACACCUCCUGCCUCAGCUCAACACCCUCAAGAUCCGCAUCGAGCAACAGAAGUCCAAGCUAGAAAUCUGUGGUCCCCUGGCUACUGCUGUCCUGAAUGGGUUGGAGACCAG